Molecule: messenger RNA, 1422 nt
Organism: Pipistrellus nathusii (Nathusius's pipistrelle)
Lineage: Eukaryota; Metazoa; Chordata; Mammalia; Chiroptera; Vespertilionidae
Source: the annotation of a GenBank genome assembly
AUGAAGGUGUUCCGUAGGAAGGCGCUAGUGCUGUGCGCGGGCUAUGCGCUGCUGCUUGUGCUCACCAUGCUCAACCUCCUGGACUACAAGUGGCACAAGGAGCCGCUACAGCAGUGCAAUACUAAUGGACAGCUAGGUGCUGCGGCAGGGGUGGCUGGGGACGGCUGGGGGCACCCAAGACCUCCUCAAGCUGUGUCGCGUCGUGAACACACCCACUUGGAUCCCCGCAUCCCGUACCACUCCCCCGCUGCAGCCGAGGCUGGGGCAGUAGCCUCUUCCCGCAAUAGCACUCGCAGUGCCAGGGGCAGUGAGAUCAAACGGCAGUUGGUCUACGUGUUUACCACAUGGCGCUCAGGCUCGUCCUUCUUCGGGGAGCUCUUUAACCAAAAUCCCGAGGUAUUCUUCCUGUAUGAGCCAGUGUGGCACGUGUGGCAAAAACUGUAUCCGGGGGACGCCGUGUCUCUGCAAGGGGCAGCGCGGGACAUGCUGAGCGCUCUCUAUCGCUGUGACCUCUCAGUCUUCCAGCUGUACAGCCCCGCUGGCAGCGGGGGGCGCAACCUCACCACACUGGGCAUUUUUGGCGCUGCCACCAAUAAAGUCGUGUGCUCUUCGCCGCUCUGCCCUGCCUAUCGAAAAGAGGUCGUGGGGCUGGUGGACGAUCGUGUGUGCAAGAAGUGUCCUCCACAACGCUUGGCUCGCUUUGAGGAAGAGUGCCGCAAGUACCACACGCUCGUCAUCAAGGGUGUGCGUGUCUUCGAUGUGGCCGUGUUGGCGCCGCUACUUCGCGACCCGGCCCUGGACCUCAAGGUCAUCCACUUGGUGCGUGAUCCUCGUGCUGUGGCCAGCUCACGCAUCCGCUCGCGCCACGGUCUCAUCCGUGAGAACCUCCAGGUGGUACGCAGCCGGGACCCGAGAGCCCAUCGCAUGCCAUUCCUGGAGGCUGCUGGCCACAAGCUGGGUGCCAAGAAGGAGGGUGUGGGUGGCCCAGCAGACUACCAUGCUCUUGGCGCUAUGGAGGUCAUCUGCAACAGCAUAGCCAAGACACUGCAGACAGCCCUGCAGCCCCCUGACUGGCUACAAGGCCACUAUCUAGUGGUGCGGUACGAGGACCUGGUUGGAGAUCCCGUCAAGACCCUACGGAGGGUGUACGACUUUGUGGGACUACUGGUGAGCCCUGAAAUGGAGCAGUUUGCCUUGAACAUGACCAGCGGUUCGGGCUCCUCCUCCAAGCCUUUUGUGGUGUCUGCCCGCAACGCCACACAGGCAGCUAACGCAUGGCGGACUGCCCUCACCUUUCAGCAGAUUAAACAAGUGGAGGAAUUUUGCUAUCAGCCUAUGUCUGUGCUGGGCUAUCAGAGGGUGAAUAGCCCUGAGGAAGUCAAAGACCUCAGCAAAACCCUGCUCCGAAAGCCCCGACUUUGA